This is a messenger RNA of Cucurbitaria berberidis CBS 394.84, 1512 nucleotides long. Its product is annotated as MFS general substrate transporter. The transcript is spliced from 2 exons. Bases 1 to 1512 code for a protein of 503 amino acids. Gene Ontology annotation, biological process: amine transport; transmembrane transport. Lineage: Eukaryota; Fungi; Ascomycota; Dothideomycetes; Pleosporales; Cucurbitariaceae. Gene Ontology annotation, molecular function: amine transmembrane transporter activity. The record is from RefSeq and is a predicted model, not a curated record.
AUGCGUUCCCCUAUCGACUUCGAGAAAGCGCAUCACUACGACCCGUGUCGUGGAAGUAUUGACAGCGACGACUAUCCCUUACCACCCUUCCUCGACGAAGCAGAACAAUCAUUGGCCAACAGUGCUGCGCAUCCACCACCGCCUCCUGAUUAUUCGGCCUUUUCGAUUGAUCGUAAGCGUUUCAUUCUCGCUGUCGUUACAGCUGCGGGGUUUUUUGGUCCAUUAUGCGGAGCAGUUUACCUCCCAUCUCUUAAGCUGUUCCAGAAGAUCUUCAGUACCUCAGAAACUGCAGUAAAUGGAACUGUGUCCAUGUACAUGGUCGUGUUUGCUAUUGCACCUCUCUUUGGUGCAGCGGCUUCUGACAUUGGAGGACGUAAGACUGUUUAUAUGUUCGGUCUUGGGAGCUUCUUGAUUGCAAACUCUCUGCUUGCUCUGCUUCCGCCACAUAUUGUCUGGUUGUACUUUCUCCGUAUCUUCCAGGCUUUCGGUUCAUGCAUUGUGUUCUCCGUCGGAGCAGGUACAGUAGCUGAUAUUACAGAGCCUGCGAGCCGUGCAUCUGCAUUGGCUUGGUUCCUCAUGGGUCCUCAACUUGGUCCUAUUCUUGGACCACUCAUCGGCGGUCAAUUUGCAACUGAGUCGAGAUGGAGAUGGGUCUUCGGUUUCCUCUCGCUCACUAGUCUUCCUGUCUACUUCGCCAUUGUUUUCUGCAUGCCAGAGACUCUGCGAUCGCUCGUCGGAAAUGGCACUGCUCUUGCACACCAGCCCUGGUUCUCGAUUCCCAAGUUUCGAACCAAGCCAUGCACAGACUCAAAAGUCCCUAAGGCUCCUCGACCGUCGUUCCGCAAAUUCAUACAUCUUCUCAAGUACCCUCCUCACCUGAUCGUCUCAUUCAAUGGUGCUUUCCAGUUUGCCGGUCUGUACGGGAUGUAUAUAUCAUUUCCUACGAUAUGGAUCGAAGGUUACAACUGGACUACCGCGAAAGUCGGUUACGGGUUCCUCUGCCCUGGUAUGGCCAUGUUCAUCAGUUCAGUCUUCGUCGGUCGCAUGUCUGAUUACAUGCGGAAGAAGGCUAUAACAGACAGCCCCGAUGGCAAAGUCGCACCCGAGCGAAGAAUCGCAAUUCAGAUUCCCGGAUUCAUCAUUGCCGCUGCGGGAAAGAUCAUGUUUGGAUGGUUCACACAGAAUCGCGUGCAUCCAGCAGCAGGCCUCUUCGCCGCCGCUGUUGCAGCGGCUGGUGUUUCUGUGGUCUUCGUUACCAGCACGUCCUUCCAAACUGAGUGCGACCCGGCCCAGACUGCCAGCUUGGUCGCUCUAGGAGGGUUUCUUCGUAAUGUCUCUGCAGCAAUUUGUGCCGCUAUUAUGGGCAGCAUCCUCGAUGGGAUGGGUUGGGGCUGGGCCUUUACCGGCCUCGGUAUCCUUGACCUCAUCUGCAUUCCAGGCAUCAUCCUGAUCAUGAUCCGAGGAGCGAAGUUCCGUGAGGCACUGAAGCGAGAGCAGCAGCUGAACAAGUAG